Molecule: messenger RNA, 1832 nt
Organism: Musa acuminata subsp. malaccensis (wild Malaysian banana)
Lineage: Eukaryota; Viridiplantae; Streptophyta; Magnoliopsida; Zingiberales; Musaceae
Product: protein MONOCULM 1
Biological process (GO): meristem initiation; regulation of DNA-templated transcription
Cellular component (GO): nucleus
Molecular function (GO): DNA-binding transcription factor activity; sequence-specific DNA binding
Source: RefSeq, a predicted model, not a curated record
AACUAUCAAUCCCCACACUUGCUGUGUUCUUUGCAGAUCAUGUCCUGUCAAGGAAGCUGCUGCGUUCCCAGAUGUCCUAUUAAAGCAAAGGGAUGCCAAACCCUCCAAUCUCUCUCCCUCCUCAGCUGCUACUGCUCUCUUCUCCUCCUCACUCCAACAGGUACUCCUCCGCUGCCCUUCGCUCCUCCCCCCCGCCGCUUGUUGAGGCUUUAGAUAUGCUUAGCUCACUCAAGUCCCAUGAAGAAGGAGAUCAAGAACACCACCGCCAUUCCAAUCCCGUCCACCCUAACUCCCAGCAUGGCCUGAUCUCCCCUUCCGCCCCUGUGCGCCAGCUCCUCGUCAGCUGCGCCGAGCUUGUCCACCGCGGCGACCUCCCGGCGGCGCGGCACACCGGUUCGCUCCUCUUGGCCACCGCCUCCCCCUAUGGCGACUCCACCGACCGCCUGGUCCACCAAUUCGCCCGUGCCCUCUCCCUCCGCGUCGACCCCCUCUUCCCCUCCGUCGACGCUGCUUCUCCGGAGGCCCUCCAGUCCUCCUACCUAUCGUUCAACCAGAUCACCCCAUUCCUUCGCUUCGCGCACCUCACCGCCAACCAGGCCAUCCUCGAGGCCGUCGACGGCCACCGCCAAGUCCACAUCCUCGACUUCGACACUUCCCACGGACUGCAAUGGCCGCCGCUGCUCCAAGCCAUAUCGGAGCGCUCCGACCCCAACAAUCCACCUUCCAUUCGCAUCACCGGCACCGGAAGGAACCUCGAUGUCCUCCGCCGCACCGGCGACCGACUCCAAACUUUCGCCGAUUCUCUCGGCCUAGGAUUUGAAUUCCACGCCCUCCUCUUCCCCUCCACCACCAGCGACCCUAGCUCUAGCACCACCACCGACUUCACCUCUUCUUCUCUCCGACUCCAUCCGGGCGAGAUCCUCACCGUGAACUGCGUACUAUUCUUGCACAACCUACUACAAGACGGCAGUGGCAGUGACGACUCCCGCGACCUAAGGGCGUUUCUUCAAGCUGUUCGAGCGAUGAACCCUGCAGUGGUGACGGUCGCCGAGAGGGAGGCGAACCACAACGCGCCCAUCUUCUUUCAGAGAUUCAUGGAGGCGUUGGACUACUACACGGCGGUGUUCGAGUCACUGGAGGCGACGCUGCCACCGACGAGCCGUGAGCGGGCGGCGGUGGAGCAGGUCUGGCUGGGACGCGAGAUCGAGGACGUCGUCGCCCGGGAGGGUGAGAGGAGGAGGGAGCGGCACGAGCGGUUCGACCGGUGGGAGACUCUGAUGCGAGGCGCAGGAUUCACGAACCUGCCGCUCAGCCCCUUCGCGCUGUCGCAGGCGCGGCUUCUGCUCCGCCUCCACUACCCAUCGGAAGGGUAUCAGCUCCACACGGUGAGGGAUUCCUUUUUCUUGGGGUGGCAGAACAAGCCCCUCUUCUCAGUCUCGUCUUGGCAUUAGUGCAACAGCCCUAGGGAGGAAGCUGAAAGCAAAUAGGUCGAAUCCUUCUCCCUCCUUCCGGUGGUGCGUUGAUGAUUCGAGUAGGGCUUUUUGGUCUCAGUUGGAGAAGAGGGAGGGAAGCGAAGGUAAUAGAUCUUAGCACAUAUGUCAUCAUCAUAUCUGAUCUUGGGUAGGAACCCUAACCCUAGAUUCAGCUCAUGUUUCUUGGAAGGAGGAGACGGUGGAGGUGUUGCACGUUGCAUGGGAUUUUGGUAGUUGUGACCCCAAAAGGGAACUGUUGAUGCUCGCCAUUCCUCAAAUCUCUUUCCUUGUGAGCUUCCUCCUUCCCAUCCCAAACCCCCUUCUUCGAGAGUUUUCUAUGCUUAUAAACUAUAAUAAAAG